AACUCCCUGUAAACCGAAAUAUGUUUCGUGUCAUUAUUUUUUUUUCCCUUUUAAAAGAAAACAACCAGUGCAGUUUUCUUCAGCAAAUUAAAUUUUUCACACGGUAGUUCUUUUUUGCGGCAAAUCAAUGAGAGAUGUCAUAAUUUAUUAUCACGGAAGAUGAUGAAACAAAGAAGGAAGAACUUCCUCGUGAAAUUUGAGAAGGUGGUAAUACAUUUCAGAGGGAAAUAUUUAAAACGCCUACUUAUUACCAAUAAAACACGUGAAAGUUAUUCUGUGAUCAUUUGAUACUGAAAUGAGCAGACAUAACAGUUCAUCUGAGAUGAUCGGCUACCUCCUUCUUGUCGGAGUUUCCGUAUCUGUAGUCCCUGGGGUCGUCUCUAAGUGUUGUCUGCCCCUCCAGGGUCAGACAUACACGGAUGCUUUGACGUCACUCUCAGGGAGCCCACAGGAAAAAAGAUUCACGCAAAUGAUGUUUUCCUAUGAUGCCAAAUCCCAUAAAAUCGCAAGUAUUUAUCUUACUCAGCCUGAGGGAUACGAAGUCAACAUUAUACAAGAUUUCGCAGCAGGCAAGCUAUAUAACUGGAAUCGAACUACUUGUCAUGUAUCUCCGAGUGGUGCCUUUAACAAUAUAUGUAUUCCAGCUGAAGCUAAACCUGUACAAAAGACUUUCAUGGGAGUGUCUCCUGUCAUUAUUAACUUGGACACCUAUAUGAUUUCGCAGAAUAAUUUCACAUUUUUCUACAGAGUUGGAUUAAACUGUACCUAUGUUGAAAUGGGAGGAUUUUCGUCAAAGAUUCCUCAAACUGAUGUGCAGCUGUUGUACGUCUUUUACAACACGACAAUGGGAAUAAAAGAUCGAUCUGUCUUUAUUCCACCAAAGAUGUGCUUCAAAAAUGUCACAAACAUCGACAGAAAACCUUGUUUCCAGCCAAAUCACUUCAUUAAUUAUCUUGGACAUCCAAAUCCCUGUUUCCCUUGAAAUUGUUAGAAAUCUAUUUCCCUUUCCUGUACAUAAUGUUAAAAUUAAAAUUAAUUAACGAAGCAACUUAACAUAAUAUACAUUUUUCCAAAACCAUAUGUGUCCGAAAAUGCUAUUUUGGUUAUUUAGGAUGAACGUAAGAUAUAUUUUUGUAUACAACUUAAAGUCCAUUCAAUCAUACCGCAAACCAUUUCAUA
This is a messenger RNA of Saccostrea cuccullata (small rock oyster), 1179 nucleotides long. RefSeq lists its product as uncharacterized. Bases 296 to 982 code for a protein of 228 amino acids. The transcript has 6 exons. Gene Ontology annotation, biological process: cell-matrix adhesion. Gene Ontology annotation, molecular function: calcium ion binding. NCBI's taxonomy places the organism in Eukaryota, Metazoa, Mollusca, Bivalvia, Ostreida, Ostreidae. The record is from RefSeq and is a predicted model, not a curated record. Gene Ontology annotation, cellular component: lysosome; extracellular region.